Pyrenophora tritici-repentis Pt-1C-BFP is the source of this 495-nucleotide messenger RNA. RefSeq names its product scytalone dehydratase. NCBI's taxonomy places the organism in Eukaryota, Fungi, Ascomycota, Dothideomycetes, Pleosporales, Pleosporaceae. Gene Ontology annotation, molecular function: scytalone dehydratase activity. Gene Ontology annotation, biological process: melanin metabolic process. The record is from RefSeq and is a predicted model, not a curated record.
AUGUCUACUUUUGCAACUGAGAAGCGUCCAGCGCCUGAGGACAUCAUCGGCUGCCAAGCCGCAGCCUUUGAAUGGACAGAAAGCUACGACACUAAAGACUGGACUCGUCUCGCAGGCUGUGUCGCACCCACCCUCUACCUCGACUACACCUCCGUCCUAAACAAAAAAUGGGAAUCCCUCCCCGCCCCCGAAUUCAUCGCCCUCGCCUCCUCCCCCCACUUCCUCGGCAACGCCCUAAUAAAAACCCAACACUUCAUGGGCCAAACGCGCUGGAUCUUGCACUCCGACGAAGAAAUCCGCGGCCACCACCAGAUGCGCGUUGCGCACCAGCGGUUUAAAGACGACGAGAUGAAUGAGGUGGCGUGUGUGGGACAUGCGCAUGGGGCGGCGAUUGUGCAUUAUAAGAAGGUUGAGGGGGUAUGGAAGUUUGCUGGGUUGGAGCCGGAUAUUAGGUGGAGUGAGGGGGAGUACGCGAGGAUUUUUGCUCAUGAGUAG